Messenger RNA from Aspergillus melleus, 969 nucleotides. It is a transcript of the gene TPT1, whose product is annotated as tRNA 2'-phosphotransferase. Gene Ontology annotation, molecular function: tRNA 2'-phosphotransferase activity. Lineage: Eukaryota; Fungi; Ascomycota; Eurotiomycetes; Eurotiales; Aspergillaceae. The coding region runs from base 1 to 969 and encodes 322 amino acids. The transcript is spliced from 2 exons. The record is from RefSeq and is a predicted model, not a curated record. Gene Ontology annotation, biological process: tRNA splicing, via endonucleolytic cleavage and ligation.
AUGUCUCAACCCCGCAACGCCAAAGGCAAAGGCAAAGGCGGACGCGACGUGCUCGUCUCCAAAGCCCUCAGCCACCUCCUCCGACACGCAGCAGAGAAAGAAGGCAUCAAGAUGGAUAACCAGGGAUACGCCAACGUGGCGGACGUGCUCGCAUGGAGAAAAAUCAAAUCGUUGCAAACGACUUUCCCCGAGAUCUUGCACGCGGUCUCUUCGUCGGAUAAGAAGCGUUUUGCGCUGUUACAUAUCCCUUCGGCUGAGGUGGAACGGGAUGCCCCUGCUACGACGACAACGACAGAAGCGGUACACGAACAAGAUGCGAUUACGUUAGAUCAGAACACGGCGGUCCCUACGACAAGUGCGGCGCAAGAAACGGCGACGGCGACGGCGCUUGCCGUGCAAGAUCAGAAUCCUUCCCACUUUUUGAUCCGCGCAACCCAGGGUCACAGCAUCAAGAGUGUCGAAGCCGCGUCUCUUCUGGAGAAGAUCACCCUAGAGGAUAAAUCGAAGCUGCCGAAAACAGUGGUGCACGGAACGUUCCACGCUGCAUGGCCAGCAAUCCUAAAAUCAGGCGGACUGCGAUGUAUGGGACGGAACCAGGUGCAUUUUGCGACAGGGCCAGCGUUGGAUACUGUGCUAUCUGCGCAGACAGAGGGUCAGAAGCAACAAAAUGAACCGCAGGUGAUUUCGGGGAUGCGGCGAGAUGCCCAGAUUCUGAUCUACAUCAAUAUUGAGAAAGCGUUGACUGCCGGGUGUCCGUUCUGGCGCAGCGAGAAUGAUGUCAUCCUUAGUGAAGGGAUGUCAAGUGGUAACGGAGACGACCAGCUCGUUCCGUUGGAGUUCUUUGACGUUGUAGUGGAGCGCAAACGGGGCAUGGGGAAGAUCUGGGAGAAUGGACAGGUACUCCAGGAGCUGCCGGCCGAUUUGACCAAGAGGAACCCCAAGGGGAAUGUAGGGAAGGGGAAGAAAUGA